Molecule: messenger RNA, 4503 nt
Organism: Talpa occidentalis (Iberian mole)
Lineage: Eukaryota; Metazoa; Chordata; Mammalia; Eulipotyphla; Talpidae
Gene: DNMT3B
Product: DNA methyltransferase 3 beta
Exons: 25
Coding region: 295-3081 (928 amino acids)
Biological process (GO): negative regulation of transcription by RNA polymerase II
Cellular component (GO): nucleus
Molecular function (GO): DNA (cytosine-5-)-methyltransferase activity, acting on CpG substrates; DNA binding
Source: RefSeq, a predicted model, not a curated record
UUGGCUUUGCCCUCCUCCACCAGGCCUGCUGCAGCUUCUUCCCAGCUAGUGGAAUCCCAGGUGCAAAUUGACUCACCCCGCCUCCCCAGAGAUAACACCUUGGCCCCUAUUUUGUAGGCUGGUAUACAGUAACUCCCCCUCCAUAAAAAGACCUAACAUGUGUGCUAAGCAGGCUGCCCUGCUUAAGGGGCUUUGGCACGUUUUUUAGUUGGUCCUAGCAACUGGAUUGUUUCCGCCUGUUACUACAUCCGUGAAGUGUAGGGACCAUCCUAAGAAUCCCCAGGUUGUGUUUGAAUGAAACCACUUCUCUGCAUGUUCCUCAGAUGUCUCAUGGACAUAGUGACGCCUACCUCAGUGGGCUCAGAUGCUGAGAAGAAAUUAGUCAUCACCUGUAACCUCAAACCCAAGCAUCAAGUCUCUAAGCCCUGGGGCUUGUCUGCAGGGAUGCCAAGGUGCCCCACCACCCCCUUCCCUCCCAGAUCCCACAACCUCCCCUACUGCAUUGAGACAAUGAAGGGAGACACCAGACAACUCAAUGGAGAGGAGGACGCCAGCGGGAGGGAAGACUCCAUCGUCACCAACGGGGCCUGCAGCGACCAGUCCUCUGACUCCAAGGACGCUCCCUCGCCCCCCAUCCUGGAGGCUAUCAGCACCCCGGAGAUCAGAGGCCGAAGAUCCAGUUCAAGGCUGUCUAAGAGGGAGGUGUCCAGCCUGCUAAGCUAUACUCAGGAUUUGACGGGCGAUGGAGAUGAAGGGGAGGAUGGAGACGGCUCCGAUACUCCAGUGAUGCCAAAACUUUUCCGUGAAACCAGGACUCGAUCUGAAAGCCCAGCUGUCCGAACCCGAAACAGUGCCUCCAGCUGGGAGAGGCACAGGCCCUCCCCACGUUCCACCCGAGGCCGGCAGGGCCGCCAUCACGUGGAUGAGUCCCCAGUCCCAGUGGAGUUAUCAACUACCACCAGGUCUCUGCGGCGACGGACAGUGUCCUCAGCAAGCACACCGUGGCCGUCCCCCUCUGUCCCCUACCUCACCAUCGAUCUCACAGAGGACGACGUGGUUCCCCAGAGCAGCAGCACCCCAUACACCCGCUUGGCCCAGGACAGCCAGCCAGAAAGCCUGGAGUCCCCACAGGUGGACGUAGAGGGUCGAGAUGCAGACAGCACCGAGUAUCAGGAUGGGAAGGAGUUUGGAAUAGGGGACCUUGUGUGGGGAAAGAUCAAGGGCUUUUCCUGGUGGCCUGCCAUGGUGGUAUCUUGGAAAGUCACCUCCAAGCGUCAGGCCAUGUCUGGCAUGCGAUGGGUCCAGUGGUUUGGUGACGGCAAGUUCUCAGAGGUCAGCGCAGAUAAGCUCGUGGCCCUGGGAUUGUUCAGCCAGCACUUUAACCUCGCGACCUUCAAUAAGCUGGUUUCCUACCGAAAGGCCAUGUAUCAUGCACUGGAGAAAGCAAGGGUGCGGGCUGGCAAGACAUUCCCCAGUAGCCCUGGAGACUCACUGGAGGAUCAACUGAAGCCGAUGCUCGAUUGGGCACAUGGGGGCUUCAAACCCACCGGGGUUGAGGGCCUCAAACCCAACAACAACCAAACAGUGCUUAAUAAGUCGAAGUUGCGUCGUGCAGGCAGUGGGAGCUUAGAAUCAAGGAAACACGAGAACAAGACCCGAAGACGCACAGGGGAUGACUCAACCACCUCUGAGUACUGCCCCCCACCCAAGCGCCUCAAGACAAACUGUUAUAACAAUGGCAAGGACCGAGGAGAGGAAGACCAGAGUCGAGAGCAAAUGGCUUCAGAUGUUACCAACAACAAGAGCAACCUAGAAGAUAGCUGUUUGUCCUGUGGUAGGAAAAACCCUGUGUCCUUCCACCCUCUCUUUGAGGGUGGGCUCUGCCAGACUUGCCGGGACCGCUUCCUUGAGCUGUUCUACAUGUACGAUGAUGACGGUUACCAGUCCUACUGUACUGUGUGCUGCGAGGGCCGUGAGCUGCUGCUCUGCAGCAAUACCAGCUGCUGCCGGUGCUUCUGCGUGGAGUGCCUGGAGGUGCUGGUGGGCACGGGUACGGCAGAGGACGCGAAGCAGCAGGAGCCCUGGAGCUGCUACAUGUGCCUCCCGCAGCGCUGCCACGGUGUGCUGCGUCGCCGCAAGGACUGGAGCGUGCGCCUGCAGUCCUUCUUCACCAGUGACCCGGGGCUCGAAUACGAGGCCCCCAAGUUAUACCCCGCGAUUCCUGCAGCCCGAAGGCGACCUAUUCGAGUCUUGUCCCUGUUUGAUGGAAUUGCGACAGGAUACUUGGUCCUUAGAGAAUUGGGCAUUAAAGUGGAGAAGUACAUCGCCUCCGAAGUCUGUGAAGAGUCCAUUGCUGUUGGAACCGUUAAACAUGAAGGCAACAUCAAAUACGUGAAUGAUGUCAGGAACAUCACAAAGAAAAAUAUUGAAGAAUGGGGCCCCUUCGACUUGGUGAUUGGUGGGAGCCCAUGUAAUGAUCUCUCAAAUGUGAAUCCUGCCAGGAAGGGCCUGUAUGAGGGCACUGGCCGGCUCUUCUUUGAAUUUUACCACCUGCUGAAUUACACACGCCCCAAGGAGGGUGAUGACCGACCCUUCUUUUGGAUGUUUGAGAAUGUGGUAGCCAUGAAGGUCGGUGACAAGAGGGACAUCUCACGAUUCCUGGAGUGCAAUCCAGUCAUGAUCGAUGCCAUCAAAGUAUCUGCUGCUCACAGGGCCCGAUACUUCUGGGGCAACCUACCUGGGAUGAACAGGCCCGUGAUAGCAUCAAAGAAUGAUAAACUCGAGCUGCAGGACUGCUUGGAGUUCAAUAGGACAGCAAAGUUAAAGAAAGUACAGACAAUAACCACCAAGUCGAACUCGAUCAAACAGGGGAAAAACCAACUUUUCCCUGUUGUCAUGAAUGGCAAAGAAGAUGUUUUGUGGUGCACUGAGCUAGAAAGGAUCUUCGGCUUUCCCGUACACUACACUGAUGUGUCCAACAUGGGUCGCGGUGCCCGCCAGAAGCUGCUCGGGAGGUCCUGGAGUGUGCCAGUCAUCCGACACCUCUUCGCCCCCCUGAAGGACUACUUUGCCUGUGAAUAGUUGCCCAGGCAGGCAGGGGUGCCUGGGGCCCUGGGUGUGCCAGGGCAAGCCAGUACCCAGGAGGUGCCGCCUGGGCCACGCCUUUCGUCAGCUCAGCUGUGUGGUGUCACAUGGGAGCAAGCGCCCUGUGUCCAUCCUGGCCGGGGCGGCCGAGGUGCCACCUCCUUGUGCACAACUCAGACCUGGCUGCUUGGAGCAGCCAGACAUGGUGCUCAUUUUGUCUUCUAAAACUUUAAAACUUGAAGUAGGUAGUAAGAUGGCUUUUUUUUCCCUCCCGGGUUUUACUGCUCAGUCACGAUGGCUAAGAUACCAAAACCACAGUGCCGACAGCUCUCCAGCACUCAGGUUCACGCUGAAAAAGUCAACCAAGACAGUUAUUGCAAGACUUUAAGUUUUUUAAAAUGUCUGCAUUUUUUAAAUGUCUGCGACCCCUUGUUUCCUGGAGCAGGCAGUAGUAACCGGUAAAGGAACAACUUCAGACCCAGGAUGCUUUUUUUCCUGGGGCGAGCAGAAGAGGAAAUGAUGUCUAUGUCUGCCUUGAAUUUCCCUCAAGUAGUUCCCCUUGCCUCAGUAUAAAGGGCUGCGAUGCAAUGUCCAGCCCCAUUGAGAGGCGUUUCCACAGUGAUGAUGAUUUCAGCAGGGAUGAUGUCAUCAUCACAUUCAGGGCUAUUUCUUCCCCCAGAUAGAAGGUCAGGGCCACUCUUAGCUGAAACCCUCCCAGUGACUGCAAUAGACCCCUCUGGGGAGCUCAGGAAGGGGUGGGGUGGGGUGGUAGGAGAUGCCAGGUGUUAUACAAUAGAUGGGUGUGGCUUCUCAUUGUCUCCUUCCCCAAGUGACUUGGAGUGAAGGAGGCUUAGAUAAGGACCCCUCCCCACCCCCUACCCCCCUACAAGGCACCCUCCAGACCUCCAGGCACAGGUCCCCAAAUUAUGACAUCCUAAUUCCUCAGCCUUUUUCUAAACUGAGAAGCAGUGACAGCCAGGGCCAGAAGCACAUUCCUCGCACUUUCCCCUCAUCUAAGAGAUUGUAGGGGGAAAACUGCAAUAAAAGCCGACCAUCCCUCCAGAGAUUUUAAAAUCCUUUUAUAUUCCACGAUGUUGUUUUUAAGGGGCAUGGGAGGUCGGACAAGCUGCAUUUCAGAAAUGCUGCUGUAAUGGUUUUAACACCUUUUACUCUUACUGGUGCUAUUUUGUACAAUAAGGAACAAAGUCAAGUUUCGUGGAGUUUUUUUUACAUAUUUUUUUUUAACUCAGACUUCUAUUUUUAUGUUUAAACAUUUUCAUAAAAAGUUUUUUGUAACUGGAGCCACGUAACAAAUAUGGGGAAAAAUUGUGCCUUGUCUCAACAGUUUUGCUAAUUUUUAGGCUGAGAGAUGACGGAUGCCUAAAGUUUACCUUAUGUUGAAUUAAAAUCAGUAUUUCU